AUGGAGGGCAGUUUUGGACAUCUGGUAGGGACUAAAAAUGAACCAUUUGUUAUUGCCAUUUACUUUGGAACGUCUGAUCCUAGUGACAUUGAAGAAUUCUUGCAAGAUUUUGUUAAUGAGGCUAAAAAUCUAAUCAACAAUGGUUAUGUACGAAAUCAAAGAACUUAUGAUUUUUUUAUUAGACAUUACAUUCUUGAUGCUCCAGCUCGAGAGCUUAUAAAAUGUUGUAUAGGUCAUAAUGCAUAUGCUUCUUGCGAGAAAUGUACAGUGUGGGAAGAACGAUCGGAUAACAGGCAGACAUAUGUUGAUCUUGAUGCUCCUUUGAGAACUAAUGAAUCUUUUAAGAAUCAAACACAGUCUCACCAUCACAAAGGAGUGUCACCUCUUCUUAGAUUGAAUACUCAAAUGAUUUCUCAGUUUCGUUUAGAGUCCAUGCAUUUAGUAUACGAGGGUGUAUUUAAGAGAUUGUUAGAAGUAUGGAUGCGAUGGAUAGGCCCAUGGAAGUUGCAUUGA
Messenger RNA from Camponotus floridanus (Florida carpenter ant), 513 nucleotides. RefSeq lists its product as uncharacterized. The record is from RefSeq and is a predicted model, not a curated record. Lineage: Eukaryota; Metazoa; Arthropoda; Insecta; Hymenoptera; Formicidae. The transcript is spliced from 2 exons. Bases 1 to 513 code for a protein of 170 amino acids.